UGACUGCCGCUUUUUACGUCAAUUUUUAACGAAAAGUUCAACGGCUGCAUUUUUUUCUUGUUUUUCCAAUGUUUACAAAAAAUUGCAUCUGAUCAUUUUAGCCACAUGUAAACAAAACGCUCGAAAUGCAUUGUUUAGCAACAAUUACAUGUAUUGUCUGUUUGGCAUUCGUUUAUUGCGAGUUUUUGGCGGAUUUUUUUCAGCUUUCGCAUUGUAUGUGGCCAACAUUGUCGCCGGAAAAUGUUAAAAAUAAAAAUGAGGAAUUGAAGGCCAUGGUAAUCGCGGAUACGCAUUUGGUGGGUCCAAUACGUGGUCAUUGGUUAGAUAGACUAUACAGAGAAUGGCACAUGCAUCGGAGUUUCCAGGCCACAAUGCGGUUGUUCAACCCCGAUGCCGUUUUUAUUUUGGGUGACCUUUUCGAUGAAGGUGACUUUGUUAACAAUCGUCAAUUUGAUCAAUAUGUGCAACGUUUCCAUCGCAUAUUUAGCACGCCAAGCGGUGUGCCCUUUAUUAGUGCUGUGGGCAAUCAUGACGUCGGAUUCCAUUAUAAAAUGGAUAAUCGUUUCAUUAAUCGCUUUUCGAAUUAUUUUAACAAUACCGGUGUCGAAAUGUACACCAUCAAAGGAAAUCAUUUUGUAUUGAUCAACUCGAUGGCAAUGUUAAAUGAUGGUUGCGGCUUUUGUAAUGCCGCUCUUCGCGAUUUAAAUAGAAUAUCAGCACAAUUAAAAUGCCUGCAAAACAGUAAAAAGUGUAACGAUUCCUAUACAUUAAAAAAGCAUAAAACCUAUAGUCGUCCUAUAUUAAUGCAACAUUUUCCCACCUAUCGAAAAUCGGAUGCCGUUUGUAGGGAACAUGACUCACCAGUUAUCGAGUUGUUUCGUGAAAAUUGGGAGGUACUCUCAAAAGAAUCGACCGAUUUUAUAGGCGCACUGCUGAUGCCGCGUGUUUCCUUCGCUGGUCACAGCCAUCAUUAUUGCCUAAGUAUCAAUCGUUUUGGUAUUGAAGAAUAUACGGUAGCUUCCUUCAGUUGGCGGAAUAAAAUUGAACCAAGCUUUCUACUGGCUUCAUUUAGCUCAACGACGUAUUCGGUAUCAAAAUGUGAUAUGUUGCCCCAACAGCAUGUCUUCGAUAUUUAUAUAGCGUCUGCGACAUUAAUAUUAGCAACGAUUGCAUGGCAUUUUUAUCAAAAGUUCCUCAAAAACCCAAACGUAUCCAAACACAUUCCCACCAACUCGCUAAAGCUUGAUUAAAAUCGAUGCAGCAUUUUCAAAGUCAUGCAACACACAUACGUCAGAUUUAAUUUGUUGGUUUUAAGUUGUUUAUUUGUUUUUAAUGUACAUAUGUAUGCAUAUUAACUUACUUUCAUCUAAUUUCACUUUUGUUAUUGUAUUAUGUUUUAUUGGAUUUCAGUAACAUAAUUUAUUUUAGAAAAUCUAUAUGUGAAAUAUUUUUGAAUAGCACCUAAGAGACCUGGUAAGACCAUGAAAUUCAGGCUAUAGAAAUCUGUAAAUAAAAUAUAAUACACAAUUAAAUACAAGCAUA
This is a messenger RNA of Anastrepha obliqua, 1542 nucleotides long. It is a transcript of the gene PGAP5, whose product is annotated as metallophosphoesterase 1 homolog. The record is from RefSeq and is a predicted model, not a curated record. NCBI's taxonomy places the organism in Eukaryota, Metazoa, Arthropoda, Insecta, Diptera, Tephritidae. The coding region runs from base 126 to 1250 and encodes 374 amino acids. Gene Ontology annotation, biological process: GPI anchor biosynthetic process. Gene Ontology annotation, molecular function: hydrolase activity. The transcript has 6 exons.